GGCUCGUUGCUGGAAGACUGGCCGGAUCCGGGUCCCCGGGACUCUGCUUUGGCCAAGCGCACCGAAAGACGCGGUGCUGGGCGAUCCUGCACCCAUCCCCGCCGCCUUCGCUGCUCCCGCUCUGCCUCCCAGGAAAGGAUGGGACUUCUGUGGUGUGUAAUGAGUCUCUACUUUUAUGGGAUCCUGCAAAGUGAUGCCUCAGAACGCUGUGAUGACUGGGGACUAGAUACCAUGAGGCAGAUCCAAGUGUACGAAGAUGAGCCAGCUCGUAUCAAGUGCCCACUCUUUGAACACUUCUUGAAAUAUAACUACAGUACAGCCCAUUCAGCAGGCCUUACUCUGAUCUGGUAUUGGACAAGGCAGGACCGGGACCUUGAGGAGCCGAUUAACUUCCGCCUCCCUGAGAACCGCAUUAGUAAGGAGAAAGAUGUGCUCUGGUUCCGGCCCACACUCCUCAAUGACACAGGCAACUAUACCUGCAUGUUAAGGAACACUACAUAUUGCAGCAAAGUUGCAUUUCCUCUGGAAGUGGUUCAAAAAGAUAGCUGCUUCAAUUCUCCCAUGAAACUUCCUGUGCAUAGAUUAUAUUUAGAAUAUGGUGUUCAGAAGAUCACUUGUCCAAACAUCGAUGGAUUUUUUCCUUCUAGUGUCAAGCCAACCAUCACUUGGUAUAUGGGCUGUUAUAAAGUACACAACUUUAAUAAUGUAAUACCCGAAGGCAUGAACUUGAGUUUUAUCAUAGCCAUGGUUUCAAAUAAUGGAGAUUACACAUGUGUUGUUACAUAUCCAGAAAAUGGACGUACCUUCCAUCUCACCAGGACUCAGACUGUAAAGGUGGUAGGCUCUCCAAACGAUGCAUUGCCUCCCCAGUUCUAUUCACCCACUGAUCUUGUGGUCUAUGAGAAAGAACCAGGAGAGGAGCUACUCAUCCCCUGUAAAGUCUUUUUUACUUUCCUGAAGGACUCUCGCAAUGAGGUUUGGUGGACCAUUGAUGGAAAAAAGCCAGAGGACACCACUAUUGACGUAGCUGUUAAUGAAAGUGUAACUCUGAGUAUAACAGAAGACGAGACGAGGACUCAGCUUCUGAGCAUCAAGAAAGUUACUGCUGAGGAUCUCAAGCGCAACUAUGUCUGUCAUGCCAGAAAUGCCAAAGGGGAGGUUGACAAACCAGCCAAGGUGAAACAGAAAGCUCCAAGAUACACAGUGGAACUGGCGUGUGGUUUUGGAGCCACAGUCCUACUGGUGGUGAUUCUCAUUGUUGUUUACCAUGUUUACUGGCUAGAGAUGGUCCUAUUUUACCGGGCUCAUUUUGGAACGGAUGAAACCAUUUUAGAUGGGAAGGAAUAUGAUAUUUAUGUAUCCUAUGCAAGGAAUGCUGAAGAAGAAGAAUUUGUAUUACUGACCCUCCGUGGAGUCUUGGAGAAUGAAUUUGGAUACAAGCUGUGCAUCUUUGACCGAGACAGUCUGCCUGGGGGAAAUACAGUGGAAGCAGUUUUUGACUUCAUUCAAAGGAGCCGGAGGAUGAUUGUUGUCCUGAGCCCAGAUUAUGUGACAGAAAAGAGCAUCAGCAUGCUGGAGUUCAAACUGGGUGUCAUGUGUCAGAACUCCAUUGCCACGAAGCUCAUUGUGGUUGAGUAUCGUCCCCUUGAGCAUCCACACCCAAGCAUCCUGCAGCUGAAAGAGUCUGUGUCUUUUGUGAGCUGGAAGGGAGAAAAGUCUAAACAUUCUGGUUCUAAAUUCUGGAAGGCCUUGCGAUUGGCUCUUCCCCUGAGAAGUCUGAGUGCCAGCUCUGGCUGGAAUGAGAGCUGCUCUUCCCAGUCUGACAUCAGUCUGGACCACGUUCAAAGGAGGAGAAGUCGUUUGAAAGAGCCCCCAGAACUCCAGAGCUCAGGGAGGGCUGCAGAUGCCUCUCCAGCUCCAGACACGAUGUCCAAGCACAGAGGGAAGCCCUCUGCAGCCUGUCGCUGCUGUGUCACCUACUGUGAAGGAGAGAGUCAGCUUAGGAGCAAAAGCCGGGCAGAGAUUCAUACCCAGCCCCAGUGGGAGACACACCUCUGUAAGCCUGUUCCCCAAGAGUCAGAAACUCAGUGGAUACAAAAUGACACCAGAUUGGAACCCCCUGCUCCCCAGAUCUCUGCCCUUGCUCUUCACCAUUUCACGGAUUUAUCCAACAACAAUGACUUUUAUAUCCUAUAAUUACUGUGUGGUGGGGGGUGGCUGCUAUUUCUACCAGCCCAUUUUGUUUCAUGAACCUAUGGGAAUAAUUGACAUUUUUAUCAUCUAAUGGACUAUCAGAUUGUGUCCCCUUUAUUGAUUUUUAAAAACAAUUUAUUUCUAGGAGACAAAAGAUCCGAAGGACCCGAAUCCAGACUUAUUGCCUCUAACGGCCUCAGAAGAGCACACUCUUCUUGGGCCCUAGAAGGUCAGUAUGUGCAAGUUGCCUAAAGUCUGAUCCUCUCUCUUGCCCAAUGGUUUUCAAUGGAGCAAAGAAUUUUAUUGUGUUUCCUCUGAGUUUGUUGACCAACCUCAUGUUAUAAGUCAGUCAGGUGUACUUGGGCUAUGACACUUACAGGGUAUGUAUAUCUUGAGCGAGCAUUAUGGAAAGAAAUUGGUUUUGAUGGAAACUGUAGGACUAAGCUCAACAGAAAACCUACAGCACAUUUUCCCAGGAAGAACCAAAUACUCCCACGCAGGGAUACAUGGUGUCCUCUGUCUCACUGUAAAUUAGUGUUCUCUAAACUGCCUAAAGUUGUUAGCAUCAAUAAAGUUAUAUUUUUAUGUGAUUUAAUUUGUACUAACAAAUUUUUACCUCUCUCUCUCCCUUUUACCUUUUAUGGCUUUUAAAUUCAUAUCUGAAGAGAAUUCCCUUUAAGGAAAUUGAAAUUUGGUUUGGGUACUAGGAAAACUGAGAUGUCUCUUUAGUUUCUUUCUAAUAUGUAUAAAAGUGAUCCGAGAAAGACCAAAAGAGAGUAAGAAAAUGUCUCAAAGGAAAAGGAGGUUUAUACAAAAAUAUCAUUAUAUUUUUAGAAAUGACCCCUGAAAAAUUCAGUACCGUUAAGGGUUUAGGGUAGACUUUGGUAUACCAAUCCCUUCUUCUCAUUCAGAAUUCUGAGAAUAGUCAAUUCAAGUGCCUACAAGGAUCAAAAGUAAGAAAAAAGAGAAAAGGGGGCCAGAUAUAAGUAUAAUACAAUGCUCUCCAUCUAGUACCCAUGUGUAUAGGGAAAUAGGUAUAGAUAAGUAUUUCUUUAAACAUUUUAACACAAUCAUAAAAGGCACAUGGCAUUUGAUUUCCAAGUCAGGGAGAUAAUAGAGAUGAUUAAGCCUGGAGGCAAUUGAAGAGUAUAUAUUUCUUUAAAAGGGAUCAUCCUCUACUCAGCUCCACUAGAUUGCUGUCACUGAUUUAGCCCCAGUAUUGGAAGAUUGUCCAGUUUUUCAAAAGAAUCUAAAAAUCAAGAUUUUUAUGUAAUCUGUCAAUUAUGGAAUGACCUUUACUUAAAAAGAAAAGAAAAGAAAAAAGUAAAGAACCAACCAAAACACAUGAACGUGCAUUUACCCAGAGAGCCACUAGUUUGUAAUUUCAAAAUGAAGGUAUUCACCCAAAAAACUUAUGUCAAAUGAAGAUCCAAAUAACCCUGGUGAUUCUGAGACUGGAGAACACAGACUGGCCCUAAGGAAAUAAUGGAAGACAUUUAUUUCCUCCCCAAAUUGAAGACAUCUGGACACUCAGAAUAGGGCUGAUCUGAUCCAACACUCCAUUAAGGAGAAAAAGCUGGAAAAUAGUGUGCCUUCCAUCUACUCUGUAAAGGGCCUCUGCCUGGUGGGUUUACUGUAAAAAAAAUUAGAAGCUCAACCUGCUGCUCCUGACCAGGAGCAGAGUAAAAGGAGCCAAAGGUCAUACCAGACAUGAGCGCUCACCUUCAGUAUAUGAGCCCUGGCUGCUAGUGAGCUAUGGCCCAAUGGGUGUCAUCCAUUCUCAGUUAUUAAUAGUGAAUGAGAGGUGGAGAAAGAAGCCAGAGUUUUCAUCCCACUACUCCUCUUGGAGAGAAAUACAGAAUUCAAAAAUGAAAACAGAAACAAUUAGAUCCUUCUCCUGCUGAAAUAAGAUGAGGAAGUAGGGCCCUCCAGAGUAAAUGGGACUCAACAUGGAACUUGCAAUUAGGAAAUGACAGGCCUGAAUAUCUACCUGAAUAUCCAGCAGAAAAUGAUUGAGCACAACCCGUGUUCUACACUGCAUUCCUUCUUGAAGGGAUUAAUCCAUUCUUGAUUUAUGUUCAAGAAUCUUCACUUGGAAGACAGAGAGUAGUUUCUCUCUAAAUCUGUUAAAUAGUGGGUAAUGUAAGUUGCUCCAAAUCCCAAAAAGGGAUAGAAUGCAGUUACCUAUAAUCAGUCUUAUUCCUUAUUAGCACAGUAUCUCAAACCAUAAAAUAUCUUUGGGUAAAUUAAGACAUUACUUUUAUGAUUUAUAAAUUAUUUUCUAAGUGAAGAAAAUAAGUGAAAGGACUAGUGGCAGAGGCAUGGAAAAUUACACCUGAGCUCUUAUUAUGAAUGAAUAGCUGGAUAAUCAUGGUGUUCUCAAAAGCUAAAUGUUGGUCAGUAUCAAUUUCCAUUGACAAUAUAAGUACAGUGUAAGCAAUAUAAAGUCAUAAUUUUUGGCAUUAGCUAUACAAGGGUCAGAAAGAUGAUAGACCAUACUUGUACUGUAUGGAGAAAAGCGAUGAGGUUAUGUCAUUAUUCCCUGACCCAACAUGCUACAAUUGAAUGCAGUAUUCAGUACCAUAUAUUUCAGUGGGUGAAUAAGAAGAAUGAAAUUUCCUCUUGGGUCAUGCAUAUUCAUAACUGAAUUAAUAUGAUUGUAAGUUAAAUGGACAUCAUUUACAUAGGAAAAUUGCCUAUUUAGGAGUAAGUUUCAAGUCAAGUAGAGAUGAAUGUGAGUCCUGCUUCUCUCCUAACUGUCUGUUUGACUAUGGGCUCUCUGGGCCUCCAUCUCCUGCUAGCUAAAAUGGAGAUAAUAUUAUUAACCUCAUUGGACUUUGCGAGCAUUAAAUGAUAUAAUGCAUGUAAGUUCAUAGCACAGUGUCUGGCACACUGUAAGUGCUCAAUAUUUGUUGACAAAUUUUAUACACAUAGUGAAAUCACUCUUGUGGUUGCAUAAAUUUCCAUUUGCAUAAUUACUUAUGGCUUACAAAUCAAUUUUAUUACAUCAUUUUUUUUAGCACAAAAGCAGUUCAGAGCAGGAACAUAUUAUCCAGAUUAAGUGACUUUCCUAAUGACCCUCAGCCAAUUAGUGAUAGGGUUGGGCCUCUAAUCUAAGCUUCGGACACCUGAUCCAGUGUCAACUGUAGAACUACUCUUGUAAGAUUCAGUUGGAAGUACGUCUAUUACAAAGCCACCUAACUGGAACUAUUUAAUUUGAACCAUUAUACAUUCAAAUCAAAAAGGCAGUUAAUGUAAACCCACACACAGUUAAUUAAAUGUCAUAUCAACUGUCUGAUGUGUCAUCUGGCCUUGUCAUCUUAUGAUUUUAUAUAAUUUCAUUUAAAAAUAUUAUAACAUCUAAGCAUUUAAA
Messenger RNA from Globicephala melas (long-finned pilot whale), 5566 nucleotides. It is a transcript of the gene IL1RAP, whose product is annotated as interleukin 1 receptor accessory protein. The record is from RefSeq and is a predicted model, not a curated record. NCBI's taxonomy places the organism in Eukaryota, Metazoa, Chordata, Mammalia, Artiodactyla, Delphinidae. Gene Ontology annotation, biological process: signal transduction. Gene Ontology annotation, molecular function: interleukin-1 receptor activity; interleukin-1 receptor binding.